ACCCUACCUAGAGCACUCUGCGUCGCAUGCACGCGCAACCUUUUUUUUCUAGGUUUUGAAACACAGCCAUGCUGUUCAAAGCCCCGUGUUCUGUUCAGCGCUGCUCAGUCUGACAGCCACAUCUCAUCGAUCAAGAGCUGAUCGAUACUUCAGUGAUCUAACUAUCGGAAUCUAAUCGGAGACUUUGCAAAAUGGAUGCAUCUUCUGAGGAAAGAAGUACAGAAAGCAAACAGAAUGCUGCGAAACCGCUUUAUCUGCGUUAUUUAGUGUCUUUUCCUACCAUAGUGUGUUUAGUGAUAUCGCUGAGUUCAAUAGCGGUGUGUUUUCUCAUGACUUUUAAAACGCACCAGAUGGAUAGCAGGCUGCGCGCGCUGGAGAUAAAGAUGAGUGACAUCUGUCAAGAAUCAUCUAUGGACGUCUCUGUUUCUCAGGAACUGCGGGAAUCCAUUGAGACACUCUUACAAGAGAGACUGAAUGAAGCAAUGCCGAAGUUGCGUGUGGCGAGAGACGUGACACAAGACUGCAACUGUCCUCCAGGUCCUCCUGGGAAACGUGGACGGAUGGGCAGAAGAGGUGACCCCGGACCCCCAGGCAAAUCUGGGCGCGACGGUUACCCGGGUCCACUCGGCCUGGAUGGCAAACCUGGUGCUCCUGGACUUAAAGGAAGCCAGGGGCUGCCCGGACCAAAAGGAGAUAAGGGUGACCAAGGAGACACUGGGCCAAGGAUGGUCUUUCCUCGUUACGAUCACGGCUACAUCUCGGCCGAUCAGCCCAGUUUCCAGAGGCGUAUGCUGAAGGGUGAUCAAGGACAAGCUGGCCCACCUGGACCUCCAGGGCCUCCUGGUGCACCCGGUGCUAGAGGGCCGCCAGGAAACACUGGGAAGGACGGCCCUCGCGGCCCACAAGGAGAUACAGGCGCUCCUGGACUAGAUGGAAUAGAGGGAGAAAGAGGUUUACCAGGACAACCGGGUGAAGUUGGUGAUCAGGGUUACCCAGGACCACAGGGACCCCCAGGGUUAAAGGGCGAGCAGGGAGAGCCAGGUCCUCAGGGUGACCGAGGAACCGAUGGUCUGCCAGGCUUGAAGGGAGAUAAAGGAGAUGUUGGAGAACAAGGACCCCAGGGCGAAACGGGCCUCACCGGUGAGAAAGGCACAUCAGCAUCUGGUGACAUCAUUGAUUUUAAUGGUAAACUCUUGGACGCCUUUCAGGCCAUCAAAACCAUCAGUGUCUCGGGACCACCUGGCCCUCCUGGACCCCCGGGACAACCAGGAAAAGAAGGUCCAAAGGGUGAACUCGGCUUGCCUGGGCCUGCUGGAGUUGAUGGCGAAAAGGGUGAGAAAGGAGACACUGGAGAGCCUGGUGAACUUGGAGAGAGGGGGGAGAAAGGAGAAAUGGGCCUGUCUGGUCCCUCUGGAGUGGAUGGGCAGAAAGGAGAGAAAGGAGACUCUAUACUAGAAGACAAUCUGGUUCAGAUGAUUUCACAGCCGGGACCACCAGGGCCUCCAGGUCCACCAGGACAACCUGGAUACAUGGGUCAUCGUGGCAUGCCAGGCACCAAAGGUGAUCCAGGGGAGAGUAUUAAAGGAGAGAAGGGAGAAAACGGUGCUUCAGGAAUACAAGGUCUUCAGGGUCCUCAAGGGCCCCCGGGAGCAACAGGAUUAGUUGGUCUACCCGGCACAAAGGGUGAAAAGGGAAAACCUGGGGAACCUGGAUUAGAUGGUUUUCCUGGCCUUAAAGGAGACAGGGGUGAGCGUGGGGAGAGAGGAGAGCAGGGAGAUCGCGGUCCUGUUGGAAAGAGAGGACUCAAGGGAAAGAAAGGCGAACAGGGGCCGCCAGGUCUGGACCAGCCCUGUCCCGUGGGAGGUGAUGGAUGUAAAAAAGAGGCGGUGGAAAUUGGGCAACCGGCCCCUGAGGCCCCCUGCCCACUGGGUCCUGAUGGACUUCCAAUACCAGGUUGCUGGCACAAGUGAUGUGUAACCUGAGGCAUGUCGUCUGUACAUAUUGAUGUGAUAUAUAUUGGAAUUUCAUACAGCUUUUUCACUUUUUAAAUAUUUUUUCAUUUUAUAAAGACAAGAGACUUCGAUGAACACUCUUCAGUGUUAUCUUUUCUAACUUUUUUUUUUUUUUUUUUUUUACCAAAUAGUGGAUGCUUUUGCAUUGUUUGAGUUAUAUACUUUUUUGAAUUCCUGGAUGACAGCUCAUUUCAGUAAUGAGCUCGGAGAAUGUUUGCAUGAGCAUGCUGGACCGACCCGCUCAACUGGUGCCGAUACAAGAAUUUUGCAUCACAUCCCGUUUUGUUUUUAAAAGGAGCAGGGAAUGCUUCAGAAACUCAAGAGGAAACGUCUCUCCCAGCCUUGAACUUCUUCAAGAACCCGAGCAGUUUCAAUGACUUUGCGGUCCCUCAAGUGACGGUAUCUCAAUAAUAUUGGUUAAUAUUGACUGUCCUCAAUGUGCAGGUCGAAUGAGGGUGCAAGCAGCCCUCGCUAUGGUCAAUAUUUUUCAUGGAGGAUCAUAAUUGAGCUCUUGGAGAUGAUUAGAGAUCAGGGAUUGGCCUCAUGGAUGCAGUAGCUCCAUAGAACAGUAACAGCAGCCUGAAAUAAGAGGCGUUGGCAUGGAGGUGAUGCAGAACAGAACGUUAUUUUGAGAAUUUUAAUGAGCAGUAAUUUAUAACGAUUUCAUUCUUAUGUGUUACUGUUUUAUGCUUGUUUUUUUUUGUUUGUAGUACAAAGCAUCAGGAAUUGACGCCCAAAGACUAACUUUUUGGAUGGUGAGCAAUUAAAUAUUAAUGCAAAAAUCACUUUCAUUAAAAUAAACACUACAUCCGUUUUAAAUCAGCACAGCUUCGUAGUGAGCGAGAAUAGUGUGUUAUACUGUACUUGAUUUUUGUUUUUCUUUAAUACUACUGCAUCUAUGUUUUGUUGCUCACAUUUGCUUUGUAUUUUAACUGUAACUACCUGCCGUUGUUUUUUAACGUCAUGAUCUUUGACACAUAUUCCAUAGUAUUGUUCAUAGUAAUUUAUGGUAUAUAUCGGUAUGCUUUUUGAAGAUGGCAAAACUGGUGUUUUUUGAGGACUUUGACAAAGUAUUGCCUUAUUAUAUUUCAUAUCACGAAGCAAAGAAAACAUUAGAGAUUCCAUUUUAUCAAUCUCACUUCGUUUCUUUGGUUUUCCAAGAUUUAACACAAAGACAUCCAGACGAGAUGUUUUUAAAGACGUUUUUAAGCAUGUUCAGCAUACAUUUCCAUUAUGGUGUAUCUAUCCUCUUUCGGGAUUUUACAACCAUUGAUAAGCUUUCUCGAAUAUUUAUUGUUAAUAAUCAGUGGUCAGUUCAUAUAAAGGAUCUUGUAUGCAUUAACUCAUAUGUUACAGAUGAAGGAUGGCGUCAAUUGGCUGACUAAAUGAGUAACUAUAUUGUGAUUUACAUAACUGUAAAAACUUGUUUGACCAACAGUAUUAUAGCGACAAUUCAGAAACAUUUUGAGACUAUUCAGUCAUUUUGAGAUUAUUUUAUUAUGGUUUUUACCUUUUUUUUUUGUACGCAAAGAAUGUUUAAUUUUGAAGGUAUUGGAAGAUUUUUGCUGCUGAAAUAGUAUUUGUAUUUAACAGUUGAUGUUGUUGGGUAAGGAAAACAACCUUACCAGCUGCCUGACAGCCAGUACAUGCAUUGAUUUGCGUUUGAAGAUGUUUUAUAAAAUAGAAAUUAAAGUUUGAUACUAGUAAUCUUAACUCGCCUGUCCUCUGACCUUGGUCUUGGUCAAAAAGCCGGGUGCUGGUGGCUGGCGUCUCAACAGUACUCCACAAUCCACAUUAUGUUUCUCACGGUCCAAUCAAUUCCUGGUGUAUGAAAUCAUCACAUCCUACUUUUUUUUCAUGAUUGCAUGAAUAUUCCUUUACACUUGGAAAUAUGUCACAUAAGGGUGCAAAUUCAUGUUGACUUUAAAUGCCAAGGAAUUGCAGAAACUUUGCUUAUUUUAGUAGCGUCACGUGAAAUCAUGUGUUUCUUUCAUUGGAAAAUAAAUCAAAUAUCUCAA
This is a messenger RNA of Pimephales promelas (fathead minnow), 4030 nucleotides long. The record is from RefSeq and is a predicted model, not a curated record. NCBI's taxonomy places the organism in Eukaryota, Metazoa, Chordata, Actinopteri, Cypriniformes, Leuciscidae.